UUAAUUUUUUAUUUUAAAUGCGAUACUAUCGUAUCAUUAUUUUCAUUGUCGAAUGAAUGAAUUUCUUCUUUCUGAAUGUAUACAUCGUGAGUUCUUCUAAUUUUAGGGUUUCGAUUCGAAUUACGGUUUCAACAAAAUAUAACCCAUUGUAUUUAAUACAAAGGGUUUGCUGUAAAGAUAAAUUAUAGGAAUUUCAAUCGUCAACCCUUCUCGAUAAGGGGGUUACCUUAUAGUAGCUGAAAACAGAGUUUAACAUUGUUUGUUUGGUAAACAAACAUUUGGUUCUGAUCGAUUCUUUCUGGGCGAAUUGAAUUGAAUCAAAGAAUCGAGGAUUAGGAGGUACAUUCUCUUGGGUGGUUGUUUAUUUCGAACCAAUUUGUAGAACUUUUGUCGAACAAAUUUGAUUUUUUUAGGGGAUUUGUUUGAGGUUAAAAGGCAAUACUAAGGAUGGAGAGUGCAGUAAGUGGAGAGGAGGAUGAUUUCGUCAAUGAAAAAACGUCAUUAGCUGAGAUCACAAUAAAACUAGAGGAGGCUGAUACUGUCAUGGAAGAAAGUUCUUUCGCGGAGACCAUGGUAAGCGCAGAGGAGGCUGAUACUGUGUCAUUAGCGGAGACCACAGUAGGGGUAGAGGAGGCGGAUACUGCGUCAUUAGCUGAAGCCACAGUAAGUGUAGAGGAGGAGGCUGAUACUGGUAAGGAAAAAACCUUAAUGGCGGAGACCCCAGUAAGUGUGGAGGGGGCUGAUACUGGCAAGGAAAAAACGUCGUUAGCUGAGAAGAUAAUAAGUGUGGAGGAAGAUGAUAAUGUGAAGAAAAAGACGCCAUUAGUGGAGACUGCAGUAAGCAUGGAGGAGGAGGAGAAUACUGUGAAGGAAAAAACUCCACUGGAGGAGACUGGGGCAGACAAAACUUCAUUAGUGGAUGGCAGUUCUUCAAAUAACUCAGUUGGGGAAGGCUUUGAGUCAUCCAAUCCUACUAAAGAUGCACAAAUAUAUCCUUCUGAGGACUUGAAGGUGGAUGCGAAACCAGUUAAUAAUCCACAGCAAGAUACCACCAUUGCAGUGCAAGAUGUCACCAUCUCAGAGGUCUGGGUUGACUUGGCUCAAUGUUUUAAAACCGAUAAGGUAUUUGACUCACGAGAAGCAGUAAUUCAAUGGUGCCAAGAGGUUGGGAGAAAGAACAAUACAGUUCUUGUGAUUACGAAGUCCAAUAGUAAACCAGCGGGAAAGGGUUCCAUAGUUGAGCUUGGAUGCGAAAGAGGUGGUGUUUACAAGAACCAUAAGAGAAAGGACUACAAGCCAAAGACUGGACUUAAACGGAAAAGGGCUCCUAAUACCAAAAAGUGUGGUUGUCCUUUUAGCUUGAGAAGUCUAUGUAUGGCUGGAAAUAAAUGGAAUAUAAAGGUAAGGUGUGGGAGACAUAAUCAUGAGGUUGAAAAUGCACUGACUGAACAUGCACUUAUAAAGCGUUUGAAAGAAGAUGAAGAGCAACUAUUGGCUCGGUUAACCACAAGUGGUCUCCGUCCUCAACAGGUACUGAAGGUACUGAAAGAGAGGAACAAAGAAAAUCACUCGACCAUUAGAACCAUAUAUAAUGCGAGGGCAAAAUUAAGAAUGCUUGAGAUGGAGGGAAAGUCAGUGAUGCAACAGAUAUUAAAGCUGUCAACACAAUUUCAUUACAUGGAGUGGCACAGGAAGGAUGAAGAGACGGAUGAGUUAAAGGAUAUAGUGUGGUCUCAUCCAGAGUCGACGUUGUUGGCAAAAUGUUUCCCAUCAGUGCUAUUGGUUGAUUACAUGUGCAAGACCAAUAGGUUUAAGAUGCCAUUUUUUAACGUACUUGGGGUCACUUCUACAGGAAUUUCUUUCGUAGUUGCGUAUGUGUUUAUGGAAGAGGAGACGGAGGAACACUUAAGUUGGGUGUUAAUGCAACUGAAAUCAUUAUUUCUGCCGGAUAAUUUGCCUUCUAUAUUUGUAACUUUUGGGGAUCCUCUGUUGGUAAAUGCAAUUGGUGCUGUAUUUCCAGGAGCGAGUAGGUUGGUAUGCACAUCUCACAUAGAACAAAAUAUUGUGAUCAAUUGCAAAAAUGCAUUUGAAGAUGACAACACGUGGAAUGAAUUCUACCGUGAUUGGGAGCAUGUUUGGAAAGCGAAGUCUGAGGAAGAUUAUGUGGAUACAUAUGCACAGUUUGUAAAAACGUGGAAAACGAGGGCCCCUGCAUGUGUUACCGACCUGUGUGAUACAUGGUUAGAGCAUAAGGAGAGCUUUUGUUUGGCCUGGACACAAAAUAUCAAGCACUUCGGUAACACUGUAAUUAAUAGGGUUGAAACUGAGCAUAGUCCGCUGAAAAAGUCUAUGGAGUCUUCUGCUGGUAGUUUCUUUACUUGUUGGGAAGCAAUGCACAACUUGAUAAAUAACCAGAUUGCUCAGAUUAAGUCCUCCUUUGAGAAGAGCUUGACUUCAGUCAGACAUGAACACCAGAUACCUGCUUUCCAGGUGUUGAGAAACCAUGUUUCUCAAUAUGGGUUGGAUCUUAUAUUACUGGAAUUCACCCGAUCAGAAGAUUCUGGCACAGAUGCUGCUGCUUGCAAAUGCUCAUUUCGCUCUACGCAUGGACUUCCAUGUGCCCACGAGUUAGUAAAGUACACCCAAGAGGGCAGGCCUAUCCCUCUUUCGCAGAUUGACCAACAUUGGAAACAACUUUCGGUAGUACCUGUACUAGAGAAUAGUGUUGGUUUUGAUUGCCUAACAGAAGUGGAUUUACUCCGACAAAGAUGGAUAGCUGCAUCUGAACCCGACCGACACUUACUGGUUGAGAAGAUGAAUGAAAUUGCAAACGCAGCUUUGUCUUAGCAACACGGUAAUGGCUUAAAGAGUUUAAUAUAUGAAAAGUAUGUUGCUUUUAUUUGUAAAAUAGUCAAUGAAGUAGCAAUUGUUUGGAUUCUGCCACCUGAAUGCUUAUCUUCUGGAGUUUCUGGACUAGUUUCUUGAGACACUUUGUCGACAUAGCGAUGGUAGACUAUCCCUAAAGCUAGUCUUUGUCGGAAUACAAACUCCCAAAUAGUUAAGUUAUUAACUAAUUUACUGGUUAAGUUUUUUUUA
Papaver somniferum (opium poppy) is the source of this 3096-nucleotide messenger RNA. Its product is annotated as PKS-NRPS hybrid synthetase CHGG_01239-like. Lineage: Eukaryota; Viridiplantae; Streptophyta; Magnoliopsida; Ranunculales; Papaveraceae. Gene Ontology annotation, biological process: thymine catabolic process; L-valine catabolic process. The transcript is spliced from 3 exons. Gene Ontology annotation, cellular component: mitochondrion. The coding region runs from base 448 to 2847 and encodes 799 amino acids. The record is from RefSeq and is a predicted model, not a curated record. Gene Ontology annotation, molecular function: malonate-semialdehyde dehydrogenase (acetylating, [NAD(P)+]) activity; methylmalonate-semialdehyde dehydrogenase (acylating, NAD+) activity.